AUGAAAACGCGAUCUUAUCAACAUCUGAAAUCUCCAAAGUUUCACAUAAAUCUCCUGUUUAUAACAUUAACCUUUGCCAAUUUACAAAAAUCGAAGAAGUCGACUACUGUAUCCUGUGAAUUUAUUUCAAAGAGCCGUAUGAAGAAGCGAGAAACUCAGCGACAGAGAAAAGAUGGGAAGUUUUCAAUUGAAACAAGUUCAUUUCAGAGAAUUGGGAUGAAAUGCUCAAUAAAUAAUAUUCUUUUGCAAGUUUUUGUUACAUGUUUAAAUUUUCGGUUUUCUGUCAUUUGUUAUCAAAGAUAUCACAAACUGUCAGAAUACGUUUCCCAAACUACUUCGAAUUGUCAAGCAACGAAGGACACAACCGGAAGGACCGACACGAAAACUAGAACAACGAAGACAACCGAGAAAACGAGGAACGACGAAUAUUACGAAAGGAAUAACGGAAAUCGAAUGGCGAAGAAGAAUAGCGCGCAAAGAAAGCAAAGUAAUCAUCAGAAAGAGAGUUCUCCAAGUUCUGACAUCAUGACCCCAACUCAGUCUUCCCACGUCGAAAUCUGA
This is a messenger RNA of Caenorhabditis briggsae, 561 nucleotides long. Bases 1 to 561 code for a protein of 186 amino acids. Lineage: Eukaryota; Metazoa; Nematoda; Chromadorea; Rhabditida; Rhabditidae. The transcript has a single exon. The record is from RefSeq and is a predicted model, not a curated record.